AUGACUUUGCAGCCGCUCAAGCGAGCCAGGGCUGCUUCAGCAGGGACGCUGGCCGACACUGUUUCCUUCUCGGUUUUGGCACGGAGGGAACAUGAUGAAGGCCAGCUGCGAACUGAGCGCCGCCGUAUAACGGAUGAAGUGCUGCAGUUUCUGGAGAGCCCUGCUUGCCCCUGCGGUGAGCUGCUGCAGCAUCUCCAGCUCACCCUGGUCGGCGGCAAGAAGGAGGAAAAGUAUGGGUUUCACUGGCACUUCGUGCAGCCCAUGGCCCUCCUCUUCUUGCUGACAGAAAGGGUGCCCAGCUUCGGGGACAUGUUGCAGCGGAUCAUGGAUGAGAAAGGCCGUUUGAGGAUAGGCCUUUAUUCCGACGAGACCAAGCCUGGCAACCCGCUUCGACCGGACCAUGGGAGGGCCCAGGUGUGUUUUUACUUCACCUGUCUGGAUUUGCCCGACUGGGUGAGGUGCCAGACAGGUGCCUGGUUCCACUUCAGCGCCUUUCCGUGCAAGCUGCUCUCCGAUGUCCCUGGAGGCCUUAGCCAUCUUUUCUGUAAGACAAUGGAUGUAUUCUUUGGUGAGCACUUUCGGUGGAACUUCAAGACUGGGUUUCCGUUGAAGUGCAGCAAAGGUACCUUCCUGGCCCAGGGAUCUUUCGAGUGUUUUGUCGGGGACGAGAAGGCCAUCCGGGAAACCUUCAGCUUGCGUGGAGCAACGGGCACAAAGCCCUGCUGCCACUGCAUGAACGUGCUGGGUCACAUGGACAAGCACAGUGUGACGGUACCGGGCCUUGUGCACUAUAGCUGCGACGACCCCGGCAAGUUCGUGUUACACAGCAGCCAGACCUUUCGAACAAUGUGUCAGAAGCUGGAAAUUGCGCCCAAGAAGGAUCAAAAGAAGCUGGGCCAGCUUUUCGGCCUCACCAUGCAUCCAAAUGCCGUGCUGUUUUGUGCGCCGUGGAAGGACAGCGUGGACUGCGUUCAGCAUGUGUAUUGGGACUGGAUGCACAUUCUUUGUGCCAGCAGUGGCAUGGGCCAAUACGAGGUCGUGUCUUUGGACAUGCUUGAUGAGUAUGCCCAACAAUGGCGGCUUCCGCAAAGGACCAGCAACCUUUGCAAGGGUUUUUUUGCGGAGAGGCUGAACAAGGAGCCGGACAGCUGCUUGAAAUGCUUCGCAGGCGAGCCCCUGACGGCUGUUCUUAUUCUGGAUGCUCUACGGCAGGAUGUCUUGAGGCAUGUUCCCGAGACUGCGGAGCACUGCAGAUGCCUGGCACUGCUGGCCAAGAUUUUCCGUAUUCUUGGCAGCGGAGACAGGGUGGUGCAGCAGUUGCAAGAGCUGCGCAGAUGCAUUGCAGAGCAUGCCCGCCUCUUCCGCCGGCUUUAUGAGAACUGCGUGAAGCCCAAGUUUCACUGGGCUUUCCAUGUCCCCGGCUGCAUGGAAAAGUUUGGGGAGCACAAGAACGCGGUCGUGAAGAGUCUGGCCACCAUUGCCAAUGGGAGCCAUCUGCAGCAAAACCUGAACAUGCGGGCCGCCUACAGCAACGUGAGCCAUAUACUGCAGAACCCGCUCUUCUUCAGUGAGGUCGGCUUGCGCGAGCCUGUUCGGGACCUGCCUUGGGCAGUGGCUCUGUUGCACAGCGUGCUCCCUGGAGUUCAGCAGGUGAAGGCCGCGAGAUUUAUGAAAACAGCCAAGGGCACGAUCGCUGCGGGAGAUACAAUCUGGAAGCCCGGCACGGCCGAGGUCAUGGUCGUGGACGAGUGCUUGCAAGCUGCGUCGUUGGAUGGCGCACAAUGGUUGGGCUUUCAUGGUGUUAUUUGCAAUCAAGUGGGACCUGACCUCUUCGAGGCCUCGGAAGAGCGGGGCAUACGUGCCUGGAGCUCUGAGCACGAAGCUGUGCCUGUCAAGCUGAGGCUGCGGAUUCUGCAGAUCUAUAGGCCUGGCAGCUGA
Symbiodinium sp. CCMP2592 is the source of this 1938-nucleotide messenger RNA. The record is from the annotation of a GenBank genome assembly. Lineage: Eukaryota; Dinophyceae; Suessiales; Symbiodiniaceae.